Molecule: messenger RNA, 2523 nt
Organism: Python bivittatus (Burmese python)
Lineage: Eukaryota; Metazoa; Chordata; Lepidosauria; Squamata; Pythonidae
Product: toll-like receptor 5
Biological process (GO): signal transduction; inflammatory response
Cellular component (GO): plasma membrane
Molecular function (GO): protein binding; signaling receptor activity
Source: RefSeq, a predicted model, not a curated record
CCCAUUAUGCAACUUUUCAAAUCACUUUUUGUCAACAACCGCCUUUGACGUGAGGCUUGGGAGGGUGGUUCCAGUGGCAUUUAUAUGGGGCCAUAACGGUGCCACUGCACAUAUACAGGAGAAAGUCGCACACUUUCCAUCCAAAGGAGGAGGAUUUGUUUUGUUCCACACAACAGCAUGUCUACAUUUUGCCGGCGAUGGCCACUGUGGAAGACUCAGAAAGGUGAGACGCAACAAAAAUGGGCCCCCUUCGCUACAAUCGUGUCCGUGUUGGUAGCCUUGAGUUAUGCUACAGAUGCAUUUCCCGACUGCCAUAUUACCAAAAUAAAUAACCUGAUGGUCACCAACUGCCAAGGCCAAGGCCAUAGAUCAGUCCCUCGUGUGAAUAUGUCCACUCAAGUCCUCUUGUUGAAUUUUAACAUCUUAUCCACCAUCCAGAUUUCUUCGUUCCCAAGGAUGAGCGCCCUGAAGAUGCUAUCAGUGGGGAAGCAAUUGGGAGGUGCUCUCUUUGUGGGAGAGAGGGCCUUUGCAAAUGUACCCAACAUCACUUUCCUGGACUUGGGGGGCAAUGGGAACUUGUCGUUACACCCCAAAGCACUCCAUGGUUUGUCCAAAUUAGAGGUAUUACACUUAGAUGUUAAUGGUUUUGAUAAUGGAAUACUGGAAAGAGGCUAUUUCCAGGAUCUUUUGUCAUUGAAAACAUUGGACCUUACUGGAAACCACAUCAAUCGGCUGAGACCAGAUCCAACCUUCCAAAAGCUCAAAAAAUUGAGUAUUCUUCAGCUGAAACUCAACAAGAUUGGGGCAAUUUGUGGGAAUGACCUACAAUAUCUCAGUGGGCGCCAUUUGACCUUGCUUGACUUGUCCUCCAACCGAUUGUCGCGUUAUCCUUCCUGUAUCAACCCAUUUCACAACAUCACCCUGGGCACCCUGGACAUCUCUUCCAACAUAUGGAAUGUGGUGCAGGUUGAACAGUUCUUCAAAAGGCUGAAUGGCACAAGGAUCCAGAAUCUCAAGAUGCAACAUUCAGGAGCCAUUGGGAGUGGGUUCGAUUUCCAUAACAUAAAAGACAUCUCAGCCAGCACUUUCUCUGGAUUGCGUCACAGUGGUAUCCUCACUUUUGACAUGUCUCAUGGCUUUCUCAGUGUACUGAAUGCCUCUGUUUUCUCAAGUUUUCCAGAUCUCAACACCUUGCUCUUGAGAUUCAACAAGAUUAAUAAGAUUCAGGAUGGGGCAUUUGCAGGGUUAAACAAGCUCCAAGUUCUUGAUUUGUCCAACAAUCUUCUCGGAGAGAUCUACACAAAGGGACUGCAAAAAUUGAGGUCUUUUCCACUGCAGCGUCUCAUCCUGAAGUCCAACCACAUCGGUAUUGUUCAGUAUGGUGCCCUGACUGGUCUAAACACUUUGCAAUUUCUUGACCUUCAAGACAAUGCUCUUGUCCGAGUCCCCACUGGGAAUCUCCCUUCCUUGUUGAAUCUUAAUUUGGGGCAAAACAGGAUCACGGAUCCCUGGGGUAUAGAACAACUUGGCAAAAAUCUGAUACGUCUUGAUUUCUCCUCCAACCGUCUAAGUGACCUGGAGGAUGUCUGGAAUCAUGUAGCAAAAAUUCCCACAUUAAAUUUCCUGAAUCUCUCAAGUAACCACUUGGCAAGGUGUUUGAGAGUAGAGAAAUCUCCUAGGCAACUUGAAGAACUGGAUCUUUCCCACAACAAUCUGGAAAAAAUUUGGAACAGACAGAAAUGCAUAGACAUCUUCCAGCAUUUGGAGAAACUAGUUGUUCUGAAUCUCAGCUCUAAUCACCUUCAAGACUUGCCUGGAAAUCUUUUCCACAGUUUGGUGUCUCUAGAAAUCCUGAACCUCAGUGCCAACAUGUUGCACAGGCUUCCAGACCAGGUUUUCCAUAGUUUGAAAUCCCUGCAUACUCUCAGUGUCCGUGGGAACCCCUUGAUGACACUCUCGCUUUCCUCGUUUCAGCCACUGGUGCGAUUGCAAUUCCUGGAUCUGAGGGAGCUGUCUUUCGUUUGCAGUUGUGACCUUAAAGAUUUCCAGAACUGGCUGUGGUACAAAAAGGCAACAGUGAGUGGAACUGAGCUUCUCUUGACUUGCAUUCAGACCAGCUUUAAUUUCCAGAGGCAAUUCCUGCCUCAGUUCCUACAAAACAAGUGUGUCCCUUAGCCGAUGGACACGUUGUCCCUCUCUGCGUACCGGGUUUUGGAGCCAGGGGUGUUUGAACAAAAAUGUCAGUGAAGCCCCUUCUUCUUGGGACUACAACUCUGAGAAUUCCCAGCCAGCACAAAAUUAUGAAGCAAGCAGGACUUUCUCCUGUCCUGGAAAUAAAGUAGUGGGAACAAUUUGGCUGGAAAUUAUGGGAGUUGUAAUUGCAGUACAAACCAUUGUGCUGGGAAAGUUUGUUGUAAUCUAAGUGAAUGUAAAACAAUAGAGGCAGGUGAAUAAUUUGUCUACACUGCAACUCUCUGAGCUCAGCUUGUAUAUUUAUAAAUAAACUAACACUUUAGAAAAUAA